GACACCGGAGACUGCAGCGGCUUGGAAACUGUGCCUCACGACCAAUCAGAAAACCUGCCGCCGAAGAAAAGGUGGAGAAUGACAAAGGCCCAGGUGGUGACUAGCGAGAUAAAGGAGCUGCUGUUGGCCAUGGACCGAGAGGAUGAGGAGCGGGAUCGCGUAAGGAUGGACAGGCAAAGGGCCCAUGAAGAACAGCUGAGGAGAGAGGCGCAGGAGGCGGAGAGAGAGGCACGAGAGGCCGACACACGGGAGCGGGCAGACCAUGUUGCUUUGUUCAGCAACAUGUUCAGAGACAUCACUCGUGAAAUGCAGACACAGGCCUCACUUCUGCGGGACCUCAUUUCGCGAAUGCCUGCUCCAGCCCCUCAGCACCUUGCUCCAGCCCCUCAGCACCUUGCUCCAGCCCCUCAGCACCCUGCUCCAGCCCAACAGCACCGGUAUCCCGCCCAAAGGAAUUAUUAUUCUCCGCCGCCACCCCAGUACAGUAACACUCGCCACCAUUCUGAGUCAUACGAGUCUUUUGACCCACCUUCCUCCUCCUCCUUCAUCAUCCAGCAGCUGGACUGAGUUAUGCACACACACCCUGUUGUGCCUUGU
Messenger RNA from Cololabis saira (Pacific saury), 597 nucleotides. RefSeq lists its product as uncharacterized. Lineage: Eukaryota; Metazoa; Chordata; Actinopteri; Beloniformes; Belonidae. Bases 79 to 567 code for a protein of 162 amino acids. The transcript has 2 exons. The record is from RefSeq and is a predicted model, not a curated record.